AUGAGUGUCUCGGACGAGCGCUCAUACUUUACGAGGAUCGAGGGUGCCAUUAUGGCCGACGCCGCCGCCAAAGUUGAAGCCGAAUGUGCACGCGCCGUUGAACGCUCGCUCCCGAACUUUAUCAUGUCCAUGGAAAAGGCUAGCGUCGAUUGUGGUCUGUUAGUGGACGGCGCUAUAUCCAACUCCGACCUAGCUGAACGAGUCAUCGAGGCUAAUAGGGUGUAUGGAGGAACGAAGAAAUUGAUUCCACUGGAUAUCAAGCACAUACGCCCGACACUGUCUCGAAGCAGCACAGCCGGGGGCUACUACAACUACCGGAUCCACUGCAUGCCUAUGCAGAAAGUCGUCCCUGCAUUCAUCGUUCAGAAUCCUAUCGCCCCGGAAUACGUGGCAGUAAUUCCUCAUUGGUAUCUGGACCGAGAUUGGCCUCCGAGGUCCAAACCGACAAAGUUUCACACCUAUCAUAGCCUCGACAUCGCCCUCGUCGGCCCCUACUACACUGCAUUCCCUCCAGAAUGGGUUCCAUUUGUGAUGCCCCUUGACCGUCUCCAUGACGCCUUACAGUCCUUACAAAAUUAUGCAACGGGCGUUGGAGGGGCAAACUGGAAAAAUCCAUACUCAGGCGUCGAGUUCGACCACUGUCCUCGGCCUCGCCUGGAGCCUGUGAGACUCACGCUACCCCAAGACGGUAUUGCCUCCGAUCACGAUGACAUCCUCGCCAUCCAUCGGGCUCUCGAGAAAUAUUCGCAGUCAUACCAAGUCAGGCUUCCACGGACUAAGCCGGGUGCCGGUGAUUUCUACAUCGAGCGCUGCGACAAACGCAGACUCAUUGUCGAGCUCAAACGUGACGAGGUCAAACACAUGGACAAUGGCGACAUUCACAUUCAGUACAUCAAGCAGAGAAGAGUGCGGAAAAAGUCGUUUCUAGACCCACUAUCGCAGUGGAAUCUCUUGUUCGUACUGACAAAGACCCCAAGCCGACUGUUCGUAUUUGCAAGAGACGAGUUGCCAGAGGAUUGGUUCCAGCUUGAUCCACGACAGACAGCGGAGGCGGUGCUACAACACGGCUAUCUGAAUCUUACGGACCACGAGGUACAAUGGAAUAGAGGCACCGAACGGGCCGUGCAAACUCUGGAGAAGUUUCUCGAUCGCUAUAUCUGCCGUGCUGAUUCUACCUCUACGCAGCCUCGAAGUCAAGGUAAAGUGCUGACACCGGAGCUUCGUCGCAAUUUACUUGGCCACCUGCCCGAAGAGGAGGACCACCCCCCAGCCGGGACCCUGACAGGAGCUAAUAAAAUCUCCCAAAAUCCAAGUCGCCGGUGGUCACGUCGAUUAUGGGAAGCCCGGCAAAUGCGAUGGUUAGUGGGGGAGUGCGAGAAGCGGCAUUUCGGAUUGGUAUACGUUCUGGGACAUGCCCAUCCAUCAGGUACUCAUUUGUUUGUCCCAAUACCACUCGACACCAUGUCGAAGCGACCAGACUUGCAUGAAUUGAGCCCGGACACACCGGUGUUGUUUCUGAACUUUGCACCUCUAGACGAGAUGGCGUGGCGAGUGCCGACUGACCAUCGUCGACCAAACUGUUAUCUCAAGGCCACACACGGCUCCACACCGUCCAUGUUCGUUCUGUGCGGAGUCGAGGAAGCGGUGGACACGUAUCAGCAUGGCCGCUAUCUUGUUCCGUCGACGACUUUGGCAAGUGAACAGCAGAUAGAGCACCAUGAGAACAUUAUCCUGAAUGGUAUGUCGAACAUGGGAAAGCAAACCCCCGUGUAUCUCAGCCACGGAGAAAUGAUUGAUACAUAUCGAUUAUCCGAAGAUGAUGUCGUUCCGCGGCUGCGGCGGGUUUCUGAGGAAUUCCAAAACGAGCGCCAUUUGUACAUGGGACGACCCUUGACCGCAGCUGGAGUUACUGUCGACCUCGAGGCCUUUAUCACCAAUCUCCGUACGGUGAACCAACAAUGGAUUCGCUAUUUGAGCCGUGAUAUCGAUGAAAGGUUGAUUAAGCUAGAGGCCAAGGAUUAG
Messenger RNA from Exophiala spinifera, 2022 nucleotides. RefSeq lists its product as uncharacterized. The transcript is spliced from 3 exons. Bases 1 to 2022 code for a protein of 673 amino acids. The record is from RefSeq and is a predicted model, not a curated record. NCBI's taxonomy places the organism in Eukaryota, Fungi, Ascomycota, Eurotiomycetes, Chaetothyriales, Herpotrichiellaceae.